Molecule: messenger RNA, 786 nt
Organism: Trichoplax adhaerens
Lineage: Eukaryota; Metazoa; Placozoa; Uniplacotomia; Trichoplacea; Trichoplacidae
Exons: 4
Coding region: 1-786 (261 amino acids)
Cellular component (GO): neuromuscular junction; synaptic vesicle membrane
Source: RefSeq, a predicted model, not a curated record
AUGGCUGUAUGGGAUUAUCGACUUGAAACGAUGAUGUCACCGUUGAAUGGAGAAGCAUACAAUUGGCUUCUUCAAAUCGUACAGCUAGCAAUGUUAUCAUCAUUCUUUGCAUUAUCAUCGGGCUCAUUUAAUAUUAGAAACUAUGUGCUAAAGCCGCAGGUCAUUCUACGAUUUGCAUCUUGGGUAUUCGCUAUUAUUGUUUUUGGUUGCCUAACGUCAGCCCGUAGCGAAUUUAGAGGUUUUUGUCCUUUAAAUGGCGAUAAUAAUGCUUGCAACUAUGGAAUUGCUAUUGGUGUAAUUGCAUUUUUGGGCCUGAUGGUAUUCCUCUUUUUGGACGCAUUUGUUGAUCGUAUUAUCGAUUUAACAACUAAAAAGCGUAUAGUAAUUGCAGAUUUAGCUUUUACGAGUCUGUGGACGUUACUCUGGUUCAUAGGAUUCUGUUAUAUGACCAACAAAUGGUCCAUAGCGCCCAAGGCUCCUUUUAGCGCUGUCCCUGGCGUCGUUACGAAUGUUAACUCGGCUCUUGCAUUUACCUUUUUUUCAGUACUUACUUGGGGUGCAUUAAUUUAUUUCGGUGUUCAACAAUAUCGAAAUGCUGAAAAUCCAAAUACACAACAGCAACAGGCGCAACCAGGCUAUGACUAUCCAAAUGUAGGUACAUCUAGCCAAGUCCCAUCGCAGCAGACCCCUUCACAAACUUAUCAAGAGCCUUUUACUCCACAAGAGCCAGUUACAGAAGAAAAAAAAGCAGAUAUGCCUCCUCCUUAUAUUCCGCCAAACUAUUAA